Diversispora eburnea is the source of this 401-nucleotide messenger RNA. Lineage: Eukaryota; Fungi; Glomeromycota; Glomeromycetes; Diversisporales; Diversisporaceae. The record is from the annotation of a GenBank genome assembly.
CAUUUCUUAACAAUCAUAAACCUCCUCCAGGUCAUAAUAAACCUCCACUUCUUCCAAUAAUUUCUUUAGAUUAUUAUAUUCCAGAUGAACUUCAUAUAAUGUUAAGAAUUUGGGAUCGAUUAUGGAAUCAAGGAACACAAAAUUGGGAAUUUACAUCAUUAAUGGAAGGUGAUAAAGAAAUUUUUUUGAAAAAUUUUAAUUUUGAAGUUAUCUUUGAUAAAGAAAGAGCAAUUUUAAUUAAUAAUUUAUGGCGAGAGUUUUAUCAACUUUACAAACCUAUAAAAUUUAAAGAAACUAAUUCAACUCAAUUUUAUAAUCAAGCAAAACAAUGGUUAGAUUUAUUUCUUACACCAUCACAAGGUGAACCUAAUACUAUAACUUUUAAAAUGGGACUUUAUUGA